AUGUAUACAGCAGGGAAAGUUUUAAAAGUUUCAUUAAUUAAACUAUUCAUGUUCCAGUACAUUGACGCUUGGAUUCGUGACAAAGACUUGAUGGUAAAAGCAAACGACACUGGGCGUGACUUAGAACAUUGCAACGCACUUAAGAGAAAGUUCGGAUCAGACAUGCGAGUUGAUGAUCAACGAACAAAGUCAAUUAAUGUGUUGGAUGAUAAACUUGUGUUACAAGGAAAAUCUCCAGACGAGAUUAAGAAUGUUCAGCAGAAGGGAACAACAGGGAAGCCAACGAGGGGUGAUCCGGUUGGAUCCGUUAGGAUUAGUCCGAUCGUCGAGCCGGCUCAUUUGGGCGCGAGAGAGACGACGAUAUUAGUCGAGAGCGAGCCGUUGACGGAUGCGGUCGCAUCACUGAUGAUUCAAUUUUAUUUCUUACUUACAAAUCUUCACUAUCAAGGAGUCAACAUUGUUAUGUUCAGAGCUGGAUGUUCAAUUUCCGAUCCAAAACCAUUUGCAGCUGAAUUUCGUCAGCAUGCAUUAGCAUUCCCAUUUCAAUUAUAA
This is a messenger RNA of Clunio marinus, 552 nucleotides long. Lineage: Eukaryota; Metazoa; Arthropoda; Insecta; Diptera; Chironomidae. The record is from the annotation of a GenBank genome assembly.